UUUCAUUCAUUCUCUGUGAGGCAAUGUUGAGCUUUUUACGCUGAGCAGUUUGCGUUUUUAACUCAUUUCGUGCCUUGAUCUCGUCGGCUUAGCCAAUCAAGCAGCUCCGAUCUGCAAAUAUAAUUACUGCUCUGUACAGCACACUGAAGUGGUGGCCUUAUUUUCUCUGUACCGAAAAAGUGAUAAGGAUAGUGUAGUAAGUUGUUCUUUGGUGCAUCCCCGGAGAAAGUUGACCAAGGAGAGAAAAAAAAAACAGGCAGAAUGGGAGUGCCAAAGGUCUACGUCGUCGGGGUCGGAAUGACUAAAUUCGAGAAACCUGGCCGCCGAGAGGACUUUGACUACCCGCAGAUGGCCAAGGAAGCCGUGACGAAGGCUCUGAAGGAUGCCCGCAUAAAGUACGAGGAAGUUCAACAGGCCACCGUUGGCUACGUGUACGGUGACUCGACUUGUGGCCAGCGAGCCCUGUACGAAAUCGGAUUCACCGGUAUACCGGUGUACAACGUGAACAACAACUGCUCGACUGGUUCGACAGCCUUACUGUUGGCUAAGCAGCUGAUCGAAACCGGCAAUAAUGAUUGCGUUCUGGCUCUUGGAUUCGAAAAGAUGGAACGUGGCUCGUUAACGUCCAAGUAUAUGGAUCGAACUAAUCCGGUUGAGUUGCUCGUCACGGCUAUGGCCGAAAAGCACGACAUCACGGGAGCACCGAUUUCUGCUCAACUGUUUGGCAAUGCUGGCCUGGAACACAUGAAGAAGUAUGGUACGAAGCCAGAGCACUUUGCCAAAAUCGCGUACAAAAACCACAAACAUUCCAUCAAUAAUCCCUACUCGCAGUUCCAGGACGAGUACUCGUUCGAGCAGAUUGUCAAGUCAUCGAAUGUACACGAGUUCCUUACCAAGUUGCAGUGUUGCCCAACCAGCGAUGGGGCUGCAUGUUGCAUUGUAGCAUCGGAGAACUUCGUUAAACGACAUGGAUUGGAAGCGCAGGCCGUAGAAAUCAUUGCAAUGGAAAUGUCCACCGAUUUACCGUCAUCUUUUAGCGAAGGCAGCGCAAUGAAAAUUGUUGGCUACGACAUGACUCGUAACGCUGCUGAGAAGGUCUUUAGCAAGACCAACUACAAACCACAGGACGUGGAUGUGGUAGAACUUCACGAUUGCUUCUCCGCAAACGAAUUGAUCACCUAUGAGGCACUGGGACUUUGCCAGCCUGGUAAAGCUGCCGAGUUCAUCGAUCGAGGUGACAACACGUACGGGGGACGGGUCGUUGUCAAUCCCAGCGGCGGUUUGAUUUCCAAGGGUCAUCCACUUGGUGCUACGGGGCUGGCUCAGUGUUCAGAACUUUGCUGGCAAUUGCGAGGCGAAGCCGAUAAGCGGCAGGUCAAGGGAGCUAAACUGGCACUUCAGCACAACAUUGGUCUGGGAGGUGCGGCAGUAGUGGCUCUGUAUCGAUUGGGUUUCCCAUAUACCCGAAAUCCGAUUAAAACUAAUUUGACGGCCGGUGGAAAACUCAAAGAUACACCCGAAGGUUUUCUGGUGGCUCCCUACAUGAAACUGCUGGAAGAAGCCAUGGCAGACGACAAGGACAAACUGAUCGAGAAAGUACGAGGAAUCUACGGAUUCAAGGUAACCAACGGUCCGGAUGGUGCCGAGGGAUACUGGGUUAUUAACGCUAAGACUGGAAAGGGUUCCGUUACGUACAAGGGAACGGAGAAACCCGACGUAACAUUCAUCAUUAACGACAUUGACGUUGUUGACCUGAUUUCUGGCAAAUUGAACCCACAGAAGGCAUUCUUCCAGGGCAAGGUUAAGGUACAGGGUAACAUGGGACUGGCCAUGAAGCUUGUUGAUUUGCAGAAGAGUGCAAAUUCGCGCAUCGAGGAACUUCGAUCGAAGCUGUAAAGUGUAGCACACAAUCAUACAAUAACGGUAUUUUGACAAAUAUAAUUUGGUUCCGUCGCGGCAUUUUUAAAAUGUACAAUACAUUAACCUGUUUAGAUAUUUUUAUUGUGAAAAAAUACAUAACUGGUGAUAGUUGAUUCCAAAA
Topomyia yanbarensis is the source of this 2041-nucleotide messenger RNA. Its product is annotated as sterol carrier protein 2-like. Gene Ontology annotation, molecular function: acyltransferase activity, transferring groups other than amino-acyl groups. The record is from RefSeq and is a predicted model, not a curated record. The transcript has 5 exons. Lineage: Eukaryota; Metazoa; Arthropoda; Insecta; Diptera; Culicidae. The coding region runs from base 262 to 1896 and encodes 544 amino acids.